Colletotrichum aenigma is the source of this 894-nucleotide messenger RNA. It is a transcript of the gene RSB1-0, whose product is annotated as Sphingoid long-chain base transporter RSB1. Bases 1 to 894 code for a protein of 297 amino acids. Gene Ontology annotation, cellular component: plasma membrane; fungal-type vacuole. The record is from RefSeq and is a predicted model, not a curated record. NCBI's taxonomy places the organism in Eukaryota, Fungi, Ascomycota, Sordariomycetes, Glomerellales, Glomerellaceae. The transcript is spliced from 5 exons.
AUGUCGAUCUUACCUGACGGCUUGAUCGCCUUUGGGCCGAAUGCCAACUGCACACUCGAGCUCUGCCCAAUCGAAUGGAGCAUUCUGCAAUAUCGACCCUCAGUACCCGCCAGCGCCAUCUUCAUCUCGCUGUUUGCUAUUGCCUUGGUAGGCCACGCCAUCCAGGGAAUUAGGUCGAGGACAUGGGGCUUUAUGGGAAGCAUGAUAAGUGGCUGCAUCUUGGAAAUAGUCGGCUACAUCGGACGACUUCUGAUCUACGACAACCCAUUCAACUUUGAAGGAUUUCUCAUGCAAAUCGUCUGCAUCACAGUCGCGCCCGUCUUCUUCUCUGCGGCGAUCUAUGUUCUGCUCUCUCAAACCAUCAACCACCUCGAUCCCUCACUAUCCCGGGUCAAGCCGAAGCUUUUCUACUGGAUCUUCAUCCCCGCCGAUGUUGUCUCCCUGAUCCUUCAAGCUGUUGGCGGCGGGUCAUCCUCCGUCAGCACCACCAAGGAAGCUGUCGACCGAGGUGUAAACAUCUCCUUGGCAGGCUUGAUCUUCCAGGUCUUCUCGCUUGUGGUAUUUGCCAUCCUCUUCAUGGACUACUUGGUCAGAUACAACCGCUCGAUCGGCCGGUCCAAGAUGAACGGAAAGCUCAAGUUCUUCCUGCUUUUCUUGGGUCUCAGCACAUUCUUCAUUCUGCUUCGAUGCGUCUACCGUAUUGUAGAGCUGCAUGAGGGUUACUUCAGUCACUGGUUCCGGGAUGAAGCGCUGUUCAUUGCUUUGGAGUCAGCGGUCAUGGUUAUUGCCGUAUUCUGCUUGAACAUUGGACAUCCCGGCCUGGUGUUCGGCAGAGGAAAGUCAGCUGCAAAUGUUUCUCGCUAUGAAGGCGUUGCCAUGGAAGAUGCCCUAUGA